CGAAUGAUGCGCAUAGUCUCAGACUUAAGGGGGGAGGUUUGGAGCAGCCCGGACUCUCGUUGUUUAACAGGAUAUCUCCGCCAGGAAUAGUCAAAAUACUUUCUAGGAUUCACUUAAGAGCCUCUCUUGUGUAAGAAUAUAACACUGAACGACAAUUCGUUUUCGGGAGUUCUGUUACAGCGAGUUGAACAACUUUAGGAUACAGUUUUCGGAGGUGAGGAGACUUAAUUUCAUCGCGAGCGGAACGUUUUGGGAUAAAGGGACUAUCAAAACCACCUCACGGGCUCGACUCGCUUAGUUUCUUCGGGUCUGUAUAGGUUAGCUUGGUAGGAUAGAAGAAGCUUAUCGCAAAGGAAGUCAGACCCCAAUGUAAAUUUUAAAAAUUCAUCAACUUCACACUAUUUAGGAAGGGUUUCUUUCCCGCUCCGUUGAUUAUUGAGGGUUUUCGGACCGGGAGACUCACAUUCUUUUCCUCCGUCGCUCAAGUUUGGCAAAAAAUAUGCGCAAACUUGUUAGCUUAACGCAGAUAGCUCGGAGUAAGUGAGCUUCACACGUUAAAGUCUGGAUAUACUGUUUUUUCGGGAAGUUUUUUCUGCAUCAAAUUUCAGCCCAGUAGUCUUCCUUAUCUGACCAACGCAGGCUGUUUCACAGCCCCCCGCCUGUAAGUUGAGCACUGUGAAUGACCCACUGCUGAUGCCCCAAAGGUCUGAAUGGAGUUCCAGUCGCAGAGAAGCCAACAGUUGUAGCUCCCUCAGCAGGAUGCUGAUGAGGCAAAGUGUACUUCUGUUUCUGGCUUUAUUCGCCCAAGUUUUGAGGACCCAGUGCUGGCCAGCCAACACCGAUGAAGUCUUUGUGGAAACGCAAGCAGAGCUGUUCACGCUCUAUCUUGGGGACCGUCUGGAUCUGAGUUGCUCUGUCAAGGACUCCCUCCAUGCUGUCAACUGGACCAAAGACCAUGUGGCCGUAGUGGAUGGAGAACACACACGCAUCCGCAACGGCCAGCUGGUAAUCGAGACUGUGGAGCUGAUGGACUCUGGUCUGUACGCAUGCACCACCUUUGGCAACCACAGCCUCUACUUCAAUGUCUCAGUUGAUACCCUGGCCUCAUCUGAGGAUGAUGAUGAAGAUGAAGAGUCUUCAUCAGAGGAAGCCAAACUUUUGGGCAGUCAAAAACUGCUGCCAAUGGCUCCACAAUGGGCUCAUCCAGAAAAAAUGGAGAAAAAGCUUCACGCUGUCCCAGCCAGUAAGACCGUGAAGUUUCGAUGCCAGGCCAGCGGCAAUCCAACUCCCAUUCUGAAAUGGUACAAGAAUGGCAAGGAGUUCAAGAGAGACCAUCGCAUUGGAGGCUUCAAGGUCCGUGACCAUGUGUGGACCAUCAUCAUGGAAUCUGUAGUUCCCUCUGACAAGGGAAAUUAUACCUGUGUGGUGGAAAACCAGUAUGGCAGUAUCAAUCACACCUACCAGCUAGAUGUAGUCGAGCGUUCUCCCCACAGGCCAAUCCUGCAGGCUGGCCUGCCAGCUAAUCGCACUGUAGCAGUGGGCAGCGACGUGGAGUUUGAGUGCAAGGUGUUCAGUGACCCUCAGCCUCACAUCCAAUGGCUGAAGCAUAUCGAGGUCAAUGGAAGCCGUGUUGGUCCUGAUGGUUUACCUUAUGUCCGUGUCCUCAAGACCGCUGGCCUUAACACCACGGACAAGGAAAUGGAAGUCCUCCAACUGAGAAAUGUGUCUUUUGAUGACGCUGGGGAGUAUACCUGCUUGGCGGGCAAUUCUAUCGGGUUCUCUCAUCACUCUGCAUGGUUGACCGUUUUUGAAGUCGGUUCAUUCAUGAGAGCUGACUACCACCCCUCCCUGCCCCCUGUCACCCUACGUUCCCUCCACCUAGCUGUCACACACUACCCUCCAGCCAGCCACACCUACCUGGAGGUGGUCAUAUACUGUGUGGGCUUCUUUUUCAUCGCUGUCAUGAUUGCCAUCGCAGUUAUCGUCAAGAUUCGCACCUCCUCAAAGAAGAGUGACUUCAACAGUCAGCUGGCUGUCCACAAGCUGGCCAAAAGCAUCCCCCUGCGCAGACAGGUAACAGUAUCUGUGGACUCGAGCUCCUCCAUUCAUUCUGGAGUGAUGCUGGUUCGCCCUUCCCGCCUCUCUUCAAGUGGAUCUCCAAUGCUGUCAGGGGUUUCUGAAUAUGAACUGCCCCAAGAUCCCCGCUGGGAGCUUUCCCGGGGCAGACUUGUUCUUGGGAAGCCGCUGGGUGAAGGCUGCUUCGGUCAGGUGGUGAUGGGAGAGGCACUGGGUCUUGACAAAGAGAAGCCAAACCGUGUGACCAAGGUUGCAGUCAAAAUGUUGAAAUCUGAUGCCACAGAGAAAGACCUGUCAGACCUGAUUUCAGAGAUGGAGAUGAUGAAGAUCAUUGGGAAGCACAAGAACAUCAUUAAUCUGCUGGGAGCCUGUACACAGGAUGGUCCCCUGUAUGUGAUAGUAGAAUAUGCAUCCAAGGGAAACUUGCGGGAGUACUUGCGAGCUCGGCGCCCCCCAGGCAUGGAGUACUGCUAUAACCCAGACCAGGUUCCUGUGGAGAACAUGUCCAUCAAAGACCUGGUGUCCUGUGCUUACCAAGUGGCCCGAGGCAUGGAGUAUUUGGCUUCCAAAAAGUGCAUCCACAGAGAUCUUGCAGCUCGCAAUGUUUUGGUAACAGAGGACAACGUGAUGAAAAUAGCUGACUUCGGCCUGGCAAGAGAUAUCCAUCAUAUUGAUUACUAUAAGAAGACCACCAAUGGUCGUUUACCAGUCAAGUGGAUGGCUCCAGAGGCUCUGUUCGACCGGAUAUACACACACCAAAGUGAUGUCUGGUCAUUUGGGGUGCUGCUUUGGGAGAUCUUCACCCUGGGAGGCUCUCCGUAUCCUGGCGUCCCAGUGGAAGAGCUGUUCAAGCUGCUGAAGGAAGGUCACCGUAUGGACAAGCCCUCGACAUGCACGCACGAGCUGUAUAUGAUGAUGAGGGACUGCUGGCAUGCUGUGCCCUCUCAGAGACCUACAUUCAAACAGCUGGUAGAGGAUCUAGAUCGCUGCCUGGCCAUGACAUCCAACCAGGAGUAUUUGGAGCUCUCAGUGCCUCUGGACCAAUAUUCCCCCAGCUACCCUGACACCCGCAGCUCCACCUGCUCCUCUGGCGAAGACUCGGUCUUCUCCCACGAUGCUGGGGCUGACGAGCCCUGCCUGCCAAAGUUCCCUCCCCACUCCAACGGGGCAGCCAUUAAGAAACGCUGAUACCUCAUCUCUCCUUUCAGACAAACAUUCAAAUUUCCUCCGCUCCCUGCCUCAUGGGGUUGGACUCUUCCCCAUAUUCCCAGAGAUGAAGCUAAAAAAAAAAAAAAACACUGGUGCUUUGUGAGAAAGGAGCUUGGAGACACCUUGUAGAACUUGUUGGGUCACAUGGACUGAAGAGUGCAGCAGUUAUCCCCGUUCUUGGUGGUUACUAUAUUUAUGGGGCACUUUGUAUUAACAGGACUGGCAGUUUGUCACUGUAUCAGAAAAAAGAGCAGACUCCCAAUCUUCUCUCCACUUUGGGCAUUCCAGGGGUCAGGAGAAUGGAAAGGACUGACAGUGAUUAUGUCAAGUGUUCGUUGUUUUCUCCCUGCGUGGUCGUUGCAACAGUGGUGAAGGACUACAAUCUGCUUUUCAGACCAAAUCCAGAGAAAACACUACCAAGGGACGUACAGCACCGCGGUUCACUGCAUCAUUCUCCCUUCUUGUAAAUACAGUUAGAAAAUUAUAAAUAUGAAUAUAUAUUUACACUGUACUCUUAUUUUUAUUACCAUAAUUGAUUUAUUUUCUUUUGUACAAGGAUGCUUUUGUUUGAUCCAUUUUUGAAUAUAGUCAGUAGGGGCAGUUGUUACAUGAGAAUAUUUUAAAAUUGCUGAGGAUUACAUGGCCAGUUUUUUUGUUUUUGUUAUAUUUUUUUUUUUUUUUUUUUUGAUUCCCCUAAAUUUAAUGCGUAUUCAUCAAUGGAAAUAUAUAUAUCGGGUUUUCUAUUUUUUAACUGUAAGUGCUUUUCAUGACACUACCUGCAAUACAGUGUAACUCAGUGUUUGGGGUUUCUCUCAAUGAAAAGAGAGAGAUUUAUGAAAUUUCUUUGUGUGUGUGUGUGUGUGUGUGUGUGUGUGUGUGUGUGUGUGUGUGUGUGUGUGUGUGUGUGUGCGCGCGGGUUUGUCUGGGAAAAAUUUGAUCUUGUCUCAUUCAAGAUUGUUCAUUUACUUCAAGGAUGGUCACAACUGUAAAUAUUCCUGGUUGUACGCCAUGCUUGUUAAAAGCCCGAGUAAUUUGCUUCAGUCAACAUCAUGCACUUCCACUGUGCAUGCCUUCCAUGUGAUGAACUUAUCUUCUACUGUAAAUGCUUUUACAGGAGUUACAUUUGCUGCCAUAUAACUUCUGAUGAAGGGUUGCAGAACACGUAUGUCAUCGUAAAAGGAUUACAUUAAAUAAAAUGCUAUUGAAAAACCAA
Molecule: messenger RNA, 4498 nt
Organism: Xiphias gladius (swordfish)
Lineage: Eukaryota; Metazoa; Chordata; Actinopteri; Istiophoriformes; Xiphiidae
Gene: fgfr1a
Product: fibroblast growth factor receptor 1a
Exons: 18
Coding region: 694-3264 (856 amino acids)
Biological process (GO): positive regulation of cell population proliferation; positive regulation of cell differentiation; fibroblast growth factor receptor signaling pathway
Cellular component (GO): signaling receptor complex; membrane
Molecular function (GO): fibroblast growth factor binding; ATP binding; fibroblast growth factor receptor activity
Source: RefSeq, a predicted model, not a curated record